This is a messenger RNA of Mercurialis annua (annual mercury), 2471 nucleotides long. RefSeq lists its product as uncharacterized. The transcript has 13 exons. The record is from RefSeq and is a predicted model, not a curated record. Lineage: Eukaryota; Viridiplantae; Streptophyta; Magnoliopsida; Malpighiales; Euphorbiaceae. Bases 135 to 2399 code for a protein of 754 amino acids.
AGCCAGAGCGGCCACAUGCAUUUUAUAACUACUACUCAAUAUAAAUACACAUAUUUAAACGCCAAAUAUUCACUCCUUAUUAGUCCUCUGUUUCUCACCGGAUAAUCAAAGCCUCUCCGGGAGAAUUUCCGACCAUGGCAGAAGAAUUCAAAACAUGUGUAGACUACGGUUCAUCUCUGUCGAAGAGAAUUUACUACGGAAGGGAAGCAGCUCCGGCACCAGAGCUUGCUAUGUCAAAAUCAACAAUAUCAUCGGAUAAUUUUUUACCGAAGGCGGUGAUGGCUUAUGCGGUGGUGCCGGAGCCAGAAGCUGUUGAUAAUCCUGACGUGCCGAGUUACCAGCCUUAUGUGCAUGGACGGUGUCAGCCACCGGCGUUAAUACCGUUGGAAAUGCGUGGUGUAUCUAUGGAAGUUGAUUGCUGUCUGGAUCACGCUACUGUUAGUUUUAACGGAAAGUGGCGCGUGCAUUGUAUUAAGACUAGCCGAAAGUGCGACUGUCGCAUCGCUGUUCCUAUCGGUGACCAGGGUUCAAUUCUAGGUCUUGAGGUUGGCAUUCCUGGAAAAUCAUAUCAUAGCCAACUAAUUUUAGCAGAAGAAGAUAAAGAUAAAGAAAAAGUAUACAAAUCAGGAGAUGGAUGUUAUCUAAAAGGAAGCAUUUACACCUUUAAAAUUCCACAGAUUGUUGGAGGGACAAUAAUCUCAGUAAAAGUGACAUGGUCUCAGAAAUUGACCUAUAAUGAGGGUGAAUUCUGUCUCAAUCUACCUUUUAGUUUUCCAUCAUAUGUAAAUCCUGAUAAGAAAAUUUCUAAGAGAGAAAAGAUUCUGUUAAAUGUUAAUUCCGGUGUUCGUAAAGAAAUUUCGUUCAAGUGUGCUAGCCAUGCACUUAAGGAAAUAAGGCGCGAGGUUGGUAAAAUCGGUUUUUUAUAUGAAGCAGAAGUGCCAACUUGGUCAAGUUCUGACUUCAAUUUUUCAUACACUGUUGUUUCAGAGGAUUUAUUCGGUGCAGUGUUCUUGCAGUCUCCGAUUUUGCGAGAUUAUGAUGAGAGACAGAUGUUCUGUUUCUACCUUUUCCCUGGAUAUAACCAGAGCAGGAAGGCUUUCAGGAAGGAUGUAAUUUUUGUAAUUGAUAUCAGUGGAAGCAUGAAGGGGGAUCCUAUUGAGAAUGCAAAGACAGCAUUGGUGUCAUCACUAUCCAAACUAAAUUCUGAAGAUUCUUUUAAUAUGAUUGCUUUCAAUGGGGAGACCUAUUUAUUUUCACAAGUAAUGGAGCCUGCGACCAAAGCAACGAUAUCAAAAGCUGAACAAUGGCUUAAUGACAAUUUAGAUCCAGGUGGUGGCACCAACAUUAUGGUUCCACUUAAACAGGCUAUUGAGCUAUUGGCUGAAAUUACGGAUUCAGUUCCUCUCAUUUUCCUCAUCACUGAUGGGACUGUUGAAGAUGAGAGAGAGAUUUGCAAUUUUGUAAAAGAUUCUCUUAAAAGUGGAGGACCAAUUUCCCCUCGGAUAUGCACAUUUGGCAUAGGUGUGUAUUGUAACCACUAUUUCUUGCAAAUGCUAGCACAAAUUGGACGGGGUCAUCAUGAUAGAGCUUUCGAUGCAGAUUCAGUUGAUACUCGAAUGCAGCGAUUAUUUACAACUGCUACAUCACUCAUUUUAGCUAAUGUAACUGUGGAUGCUUUGGAACAUCUUGAUUUUCUUGAGUUGCUUCCAUAUAGAAUUCCAGACCUCUCGUUGGGAAGUCCAUUAGCUGUAUCAGGCAGAUACAAUGGAAAAUUCCCAGAUUCUGUCAGAGUUAGUGGCAUUUUAGCAGAUAUGAGCAGUUUCACUAUAGAGUUGAAAACAGAAAAGGCAAAAGAUGUGCAACUUGAUAAAGUACUUGCAAGGAGACAAAUUGAUGUGCUUACAGCUAACGCAUGGAUGUUAGAUAGCAAAGAGCUUGAACAGAAGGUUGCGAAAUUGAGCAUACAAAGUGGGGUUCCAUCUGAAUAUACCCAUAUGAUUUUGCAUCAGACUGAUACAGGGGAGAAAGUACCAGAAACACUAGCUCUGCACGAGGUUUUCAACAAAUUUAAUCCACUUAAAAGAGAUGAGCCUGGAAAGCAAAACAUUGUUAUUCUGGGGAGCCUAGGAGUCGGGUUCGGCGAUUUGAAAGAAACAGCAGCAAAUAUUCCUCCAGGAACUGAAGAAACGAAGUCAUCCGAUGCUACUGAUAUGAUAAUGAAGGCUGCUUCCCACGGUUGCAGCAGGCUGCUUGAACGGUUCUGUUGCAUGUGCUUCCUUCAGACUUGUUCGCACAUGAAUAACCAAUGUACUAUUAUUCUCUCGCAACUUUGUGCUGCUCUCGCUUGCUUUGAAUGCGUCAAAUGCUGUUUUGAUUUGUGUGAGUGUGAAUGUUUGUAAUUAUGUUGUAAAUUCAUGAAAUAAUACACAAAAAUUAUAUGAGUGGAUGAGUGGUGUCAACACUUUUCUCAA